ACAAACCUAUCCGUGAAAAAUGGCGGACGGGUGAAUUACGAUAUAAACAAUACGUAAAUUACUGUAUUACUCUAAGUAAGGCGAAAUGUUGUUGAAUUCUUCUUGUUAGUUACGCCCGAGAAAACUGUUUAAAUCUUAGUAUUGGAUAUAGCUCUGUUAAAUUUUGUUUUUUUUAUAUAUAAACAUUUUUUCUCACUUGUGUGCUAAAGAAUGGAUAACGUCCUCUCAACUAUUCCUCUAACCACUUCUGGAAAUGCUUCAUCAGUUGAUUCAUCUCAAUCGGAUGACAGUCUAACAUAUGAGAAAUUCGAUGACGAGGAUAACGAUGACAACGUUAGUUUGGCAGAAGAAGAUGAAGAGUUCCCAUCUAUAGAAGAGGAUCCUGAACCCCUAGACAUGACAGAAAAUACCUCUAGCAGUAUUCAGACCACAUCGGAGGGCAAACAAGAUAGUCCUCCAGAAGAAGAAGAGAAGCCAGCCAAACGUAAGAGGAAGGAGAAAGAUAAGAAUGGAGAGAAAAAGAAGCGUAAGAAGCAAAAAGACGAAGAUAAGAAGAAAAAGUUGUAUGAAAGGAAAAAUAUUAGAAAAAUAUUAGGAGGAGAGAAAUUGGAGAAAGAAACCCUGGAAGCGUUGAAGGCUGAAGAAGAGAGAAAGAACAGAUUGAAAGAGCAGGAAGAACGACGAAAAGAACAUCAACUGGCAAACAAGAGAGCAGCUGAGGAACGCUACAAAGUUAAGUGUACCCAAUUGAAAUCCUUGCUCGAAGAAGAUAUUUCCGAUAAAGAGGAAAUACAGAUAGAACCUGCCAAAAAACAAGAUGACUAUAUUUGCCUUAGCUCAGACGAUGAAGAUGAAAUCGAUCGUUUGCGACAAAAUCGUUUAAAACAGGAACAGCAAUUGGCGAUUAUGAGGGCUCGAUCAGCCGCAAAAAAUUUACCAUCAAUUCUAAAUAAAUCUGCUCAAUUAGCAACUUCUUCCCCUCAUAUACCAAAGCCAACUAGUAAUGCAAUAUUGAGCUUUGACGAUCCGUUACCCGGAUUAUCAGGUCUAACAAGUAGUGAUGAUGAGGAACCAGACGAAGAAACGACAGGGAAUAAUAAUUACUGUAAUGACACCAUGAAUCUACCAGAUGAUCAAGGCAGAGUUUUGAUAAAUGUAGGUCAUCCAGGCGAUGAGCCCGAUGUAUAUUUGGCCCCACAAAUCGCGAGAAUAAUUAAACCGCACCAAAUUGGAGGAGUACGUUUUCUCUACGACAAUUUAAUUGAAUCUACAACGCGAUUUUCAGCAAGUAACGGAUUUGGUUGCAUUCUGGCCCAUACUAUGGGCCUGGGGAAAACAAUUCAAAUGAUCUCUUUCAUUGAUAUUUUUCUUCGCCACACAAUUUCCAAAACUGUUUUAUGUAUUGUACCUAUUAAUACAUUACAAAACUGGGUCUCGGAGUUCAACAUGUGGAUCCCUCCUAUUCCGGAAUGCGACAUAGAUUACAAAGGAAAUUUAAAAAGGCCAAUAAAUGAUAAUUCCUCAGCUGCAUCUUCAAGCCAGGAAAAUUCUGCAUUCGCUAACGACUUUAUGGGAAAUUCAAUGCAAAAAAAUUUCAAUUUGUCAAAUCAAAAUCCAAGCCAUUUAAUCAGCAAUAAAGCAAAUGGCUCAAAGAAUAAUGGACUGAUGGGACAUGAUCUCUUCAACUCGAAUUCUCCAAAUAAUUUUUCAAAUUUAAAUGAACAAACCGAGAUAAAUAGUAAUGAAAAAGCAAAUGGAAAUGUGUUCGAUAAACUUUUUGAAGAAAAGCCUCAGGAAGUUAGAGAAAGGAAUUUUAAAAUAUUUGUAUUAAAUGAUACUCAUAAAACUAUGGCUGCAAGGCUUAACAUAGUUGGCACCUGGUAUAAAGAAGGAGGUGUUCUUUUGAUGGGUUAUGAAAUGUACAGGUUAUUAAGUUCUAAAAGAGGUCAUAUACCAAAACCCAAACGUCGUAGAAAGAAGGUAUAUGAACCUGAAGUAAUAGAUGUUGAAGAAGAAGAUCGAAACAAGGAUAUGUUAACAAAUAUUCAAGAAGCUUUAUUAGAUCCAGGGCCAGACCUUGUCGUGUGUGACGAAGGUCAUAGAAUAAAGAAUAGUCACGCUAGUAUUGCUCAAGCUCUUAAAGCAAUCCGAACAAAGCGUCGUGUCGUUCUCACCGGGUAUCCCUUACAAAAUAAUCUUAUUGAAUAUUGGUGCAUGGUCGAUUUCGUGCGACCUAAUUAUUUGGGAACAAAGCAAGAAUUUUGCAACAUGUUUGAAAGGCCGAUAACAAAUGGGCAAUGUUUGGAUUCAACACCAGAAGAUAUCAAACUUAUGAAAUAUCGAGCGCACGUACUGCAUAGUUUAUUGGAGGGAUUUGUCCAAAGACGGGGACAUUCAGUUUUAAAAUACACACUUCCCUUAAAAGAAGAAUAUGUUCUUGUAGUAAAGCUAUCAGAAAUACAAAGAAAGUUAUACGAAGCAUUUAUAAACUAUUUAAAUAGUAGCAGCUUGGGUACUUCGUCUGACAAUGGAAAUGCGAUAAAAGCUUUUUCAGUCUGCUGCAAAAUUUGGAAUCAUCCGGAUAUUCUAUACAAAUGUGCCCUCAGCGCCAAUAUGACAGAAGAUUUAGAUGUGGACUUCGACGGGACGAUUAUCAAAAAGUCGGCAAAAAAUAAAAAACGUUUAAUCUCAUCACCAAAACAAAAUUCUCCAUCUGACACAUUUGAGAAUAGCAACGGAUCUGAUUUAAUACAAGCAGCAUAUAACAAGAAAGAAAAAGAGGAACAAAUUAAUUACGAAUGGGCUAACGCUUUACUUCAAACUUACGUGCCUGGUAAUUUAGAAAAUGGAGGAAAGAUGCUAAUCUUAAUGAAUAUAAUAAUGGAGAGUUUAGCUAUCGGAGACAGAGUACUUGUAUUUAGUCAAAGUUUAUUUACGCUGGAUCUAAUCGAAUCCUACUUGGCAAAAAUUAAAGUACCUGGAUAUGACACAAAUUUCUCCAAAAAUAAAUUCUAUUUUCGUCUUGAUGGAUCAACUAAUAGCUUAGAACGAGAGCGUCUGAUUAACGCGUUCAACUCGCCUGACAAUCAAACAGUCAGCAUAUUUAUGCUUUCUACAAGAGCUGGAUGUUUAGGGAUUAAUUUGAUUGGGGCUAAUAGGGUUGUAAUAAUGGAUGCGUCUUGGAAUCCAUGCCAUGACUGUCAAGCUGUUUGUCGUAUUUAUAGAUAUGGACAAACUAAAAGCUGCUACAUUUACCGGCUCGUAUCUGACAACACUAUGGAAAAGAAGAUAUACGAUAGACAAAUCAAUAAACAGGGAAUGGCAGAUAGAGUGGUAGAUGAACUUAACCCAGAAACUCAGUUCAAGAGGGGUCAAGUAGAAAAUCUACUGCAAUACGAUGAUAAAGACCUUCCUACUGUAGAUCCAAAUUGUUGUAGCGAAAUAAAUGAUAGGUUAUUGGAUAGAGUUGUAAGAAAAUGUCAUUAUUUUGUAACAAAAGAACCAUUUACCCAUGAAUCUCUCCUGUUGGAUAGGGAGGAAUCCAAAUUGACAACAGCUGAAAAGAAAUUUGCAAAGCGCAGUUACUUUUUGGAAAAACGUAAUUCAGGAGGCUUUGGCCGAAAUAAUUAUUCUCGGAUGAAUAACCCUAUGUCAUCGAAUAUUAAAUUCGAUUCAAAUAUAAACCGAUAUUCCCAAAUUAAUUUAAGAACAAAUGAAAGUUCAGUUCUACCAAGUAAUUUAACCAUGCCAACUCCAAAGAUAAAGCAAGGUGUUUCAAUUCAACAAAUCAAAACAAAAUCUGACGUGGCAAUACCUGGAACUGAUUCUUCCGGAAAUCCUAAUUGUAUAAAAGCGGGUGAAACAAUUACUGUAAUCAAAACAUCGAAAGGAACGUAUAUAAAAACUAUAAGUGGAAAAUUAUAUGCUGUGAAAAAUAAAUUCGGGCAACUUGGAAAUGUAUCACCAAAGUUUAGUUCGAAUUUAGCUGACGGCUCGCAAUCGAAAACCGUUAUCCAAGAACCUUUGGCAACAGGUGAUGAUAUUUCUAUAAUAGGUGAAAGAUCAGAACCAUCUUCAUCUCCAUUUGCGUCAAGUUUGGAUAGUCUGCUAGAGAGACGUUCAUCUAUUCUGUCUAAUUUAUUAUCUUCAACAAGUGCGACAUUAGAAGACGCAAAACAAUGCAAAACUCAUGAUAGUGGAGAUUCUAUGUCAAGUACAUUGACUAGUCAAGCCACAAAAAGUGAAGCAGAUGAUUACAUUCAAAAUAUCCUAAAUUCGGCACAUUCAACGACAGCAUCUGCUUCAACGCAAAACCAACCGAAAGAUGAUUUAGCAUUAGACUUUAAGAAAUACUUUAAAAAUUUUGAUGGUGCAUCUCCGUCGUCGUCAUCGUCGUCCCAAUGGAGCACAAAUGAUUCCUCUGCGAAUCGGACACCGUCCGUAAACUUUCAACAACCGUACUAUAGCAAUGCCAGCUUUCCUACAAAUCAACAGCAAUUAAACUUAAAUCAGUUUGCCAACUCGUUUCCAAACAAUGUUUCCUUCGGUCAGCCCCCUCACUACAACUACUCUUUUCCUACUAACUUCUCCGGGCAGCAACCUUCGUAUAGUGAACUUUAUUCUAAUUUAUUUUCUGAUCAACGUUCAUCACAAGGACAGUAUUCUUACGAUCAGCGUUAAAUAUUUGUAUAAAAAACAAAAACAAAAAAUGACAAGCCAUAAAUAUUGUAGUCGUACAUACACACUAGACGUUUCUUCUCAAAAGAAACUUACUUUAUAUAUCUGAAAGGAACAAGAUUGAAAGUAUUAAUUUAUUGCUUAAUUACUUCACCUGUCUUUGCUUCCUUUUUUUCAUUUCUUUUAUAUUGUCGAUUUAUGUUAAAUCAGCAAUAAUAAAGUAAAAUACUUUUUUUUCAAACAGUGAUUAAAUGUCUUUGAUAUUUCAAUUUUGUCCUUUCGGGGUAUGAAUUAAAUUCUGUCAAUUUUAAAUUCUUUUGUUUUUGUCUUUCGUAGAACAAAAAAAAAAAAUCACUUUAAUCGAUAUAUCAUUAAUUAUUUCACAAUUUUCAGUUUUUUUUGUGGGUAUAUAAAUGUGAAAAAUAAUUUUGUUUGAUAAAUCUAUUAUCUAUUAUUUGAUUGAUAAACUUUAAAGAAACAUUUCCUUCGAUCUCUAAAUGUUUUGUAUUGAUAUGAAUUUUUGUUUGUUUACUUUUAUUGUUCAAUUGCUUUUUUAAUUCAUAAAAAUUCUGGUUAGGUUAUGUAAAAAGAAAUUAAUUUUAAACUUAUAUGCUGUAUAUACAGUAUAUAAGCUUUUUUAUUUGUUCGUUUUUGAAAGUUUUGUUGAGUUGAACUAUGGAUCUUUGAAAAUGUCAUACCUUAUCUAAUUAUACUUCUCACGGCCAGCAUCUAUUCUAAUAAUCCUCCUUUUUUCUCCCAUAUCCUAUUUGGUCACUCUGUAAAAAUCUACAAUGUUUUGCCUCUUCAAUUAUUUAUAUACACGUGGUACGUUAUAUUAUAUACC
Molecule: messenger RNA, 5521 nt
Organism: Dimorphilus gyrociliatus
Lineage: Eukaryota; Metazoa; Annelida; Polychaeta; Dinophilidae
Source: the annotation of a GenBank genome assembly